CGUCAGCUGUGUUGUGUUGUGGUCAAGAGCUCCUGCACAAGACCUCUUCAUUCCUGUGAAGCUUGUUAAACAUACAAGCUAUGUCGUCAUUUUUAAAUUAUCUGGCCUCUACAAAGAGAACCUUGGCGUCACAAAGGCAUAUGGGACUUCACGUGGUCUUAAGCAACGAGGCAUGUGACCUGGACUCUGCCGUCAGCGCUACCGUCUACGCCUUCCUCCUAAAUUCACUCCAGCAGAAAGCAUAUGUGAUCCCGAUGCCGAUGAGUGUGAUACCUGUCCUCAACAUAGCCAGGGAGGAGUACUCACUAAAGACGGAGGUGGUCUACUGGCUGGGGAAGUACGAGAUUCACCCAGACAUCCUCAUCUUCAGGAAUGAGAUAGAUCUAACUAAGCAACACGAGAUAGGACUCAAGCUAACCCUGGUUGACCAUCACGUGCUGCCUCCCUUAGAUGCUCACCUUGACCCGGAUAUCGUCUUCAUUAUUGACCACCGCAAGCUGGAACGUACGGCUGUUUCUGUGUCAGGCGGGAUGGUGGUAGAGCCGGUAGGGUCCUGCUGUACACUGGUAACCGAACAGAUCCUAGAUAAGGAUUCCAGCGUAUUGAAGGAUAACACCAUAGCCAGUCUACUCUACGGGACGAUCGUCUUGGAUACUGUCAACUUCAACGAGGCGGCCAAGAAGAUGACGCCCAAGGAUGUGCGUAUGUACAACACUCUGUGCUUUUCUCUGACAACUCUACUCAGCAAAGAUCGGGUGUUCCAAGAUCUGGUGGAGGCUAAGACGAACGUAUCUGGCCUCACCUCCGAGCAGCUACUGAGGAAGGACGUCAAGGUGGUCUCUUCUGAGGACUUCAGAAUCGGGAUUGCUUCCGUCCCCAUGAUGGUCAAGGACUAUCUGCAGCGAAAGGACGUGGGUAGGGACCUCUCAAAGCACUGCUGCAGGCAAGAUUACCAAAUCCUGGUCAUCCUGGGGGCCAACCACACUAACGAGACAAUCUACAGGGACAUGGCUGUUUUUUCGACCCAGAUCGACCUUAGAGAUGAGCUGGUGCUUCAUCUGUGUAAUGCCGAGGACAGGCGCCUUCAACUGCAACCUAUGGGCGUCAACAUCCUGGGCUGCUCCACCUUCCUCCAGGGCAACACUGCUGCCUCCAGGAAGGUCAUCCUGCCUUAUGUCAAGGACUGGCUGGCUAAACAAAAUAUCUGACUGUUCGGCCAAAAUCUUUCACUGUCUGUCCGGCCGCCACGAACCCCGGCCAUCCCGAUCCUCUCAUUGACUGGCUAACAAGAACCUUCAACUAGUCAUCAAGAAUCACAGGCUGGCCAUAAUGAAUCUUUAGCUGGCCAUUAGAACACGUGGGUGGUCACAUGGACUUCUGACUGGCUGGCCACUAAUAAGUUAAGACUACCUGACCAGAAAUUCCCAAGACUGAGAGAAGAUAAUGAAGGCUGACGUGAUUUUUCCUGUUUAUUUCUCUUAUUACUAACAAACAUUAAGAGAGUUUCAUGUUAUAUUUGGCUUUAAGUUAACAUUCCCAUGAAAGAGUCUUUUAACUUGAUAUAUUCUCAAGGUUUUAAUCGAUUCCACUUGUCAUAUGAAAUCAAUUAAUUUACUGAAGGGUCAAACUGAACCUCUCAUUACCAGGAUACAAGUGAUCACAUUUUCUUCACCUCACAUCAGUCAA
Molecule: messenger RNA, 1686 nt
Organism: Homarus americanus (American lobster)
Lineage: Eukaryota; Metazoa; Arthropoda; Malacostraca; Decapoda; Nephropidae
Product: exopolyphosphatase PRUNE1-like
Exons: 9
Coding region: 81-1208 (375 amino acids)
Cellular component (GO): cytoplasm
Molecular function (GO): exopolyphosphatase activity
Source: RefSeq, a predicted model, not a curated record